AUGGGAAAAUCUAAAAAGGAAGGAGGGUUAGGUUAUAGGGACUUUGAAGAGUUUAAUUUGGCCCUUCUAGCAAAGCAGGGGUGGAGGAUCAUUCAACACCCCUCUUCCCUAGCAGCAAAAGUGCUUAAAGAUAAGUACUUCUUCAGAACAGAUCUUCUAAAGGUCAAGGUGGGGAGUAAUGCCUCUUUUUUGUGGAGAAGUUUUAUGGAGGCUAGACCAGUCCUGCAAGAGGGUCUUUCAUGGAGAAUAGGGAAUGGUGCUUUAGUGAAUAUUUGGUUAGAUAAGUGGAUUGCGAGACCAUCUUCCUACAAAGUUCAAUCUCCUCUACAAGUUGAAUAUGCUACAAGUAAGGUGUCUGCAUUGAUUGAUUCAACAUCAGGGGAAUGGAAUAUGGAUAUUCUAAGAAAGGUCUUCAUGGAAGAGGAAGUGGAUUUGGUGAGCAGAAUUCCUAUUAGUGUGUAA
Messenger RNA from Carya illinoinensis, 462 nucleotides. RefSeq lists its product as uncharacterized. NCBI's taxonomy places the organism in Eukaryota, Viridiplantae, Streptophyta, Magnoliopsida, Fagales, Juglandaceae. The coding region runs from base 1 to 462 and encodes 153 amino acids. The record is from RefSeq and is a predicted model, not a curated record. The transcript has a single exon.